Gossypium raimondii (Peruvian cotton) is the source of this 2363-nucleotide messenger RNA. Its product is annotated as putative pentatricopeptide repeat-containing protein At3g15200. Lineage: Eukaryota; Viridiplantae; Streptophyta; Magnoliopsida; Malvales; Malvaceae. The record is from RefSeq and is a predicted model, not a curated record. The transcript is spliced from 2 exons. Gene Ontology annotation, molecular function: protein binding. The coding region runs from base 526 to 2238 and encodes 570 amino acids.
AUCUUUGCCCCCAAAUGAAAUUAAAAAAACGCUGAAAAACAAACGGGAAAACACUUGGAUACUAAAACCAUUUUUUUUUGGAAGCCAUGAAAAGGGUUUUGUUCAGAGGCAUUUCACUCACCACUCGCAAUUUCUUCACUCUUAUUCCAAACCCAGUUCACUCGUUCACCCCACUCGCCGCUUCAACUCGGUCUCGACUCAGGUUCUACACAUACGAAUCGGAUUCUCCCGUUGAAGAAGCCUGACCCUGUUAUAGAAUCUGCUUCAGUAGCUGAAGCCCAUGUCAAGGAUGUAGCUUUGCCCAUGGCAAUUUGUUUCUUGUGUUUUUGUUUAGAUGAUGAGAAAGGAAAGUCAAGAUGAAUGAGCAAGUUUGAUUUUAUUUGAUUGGUUUGUUAUGUUCAGAGCUGAAAACCCGAAUCAAGAAAGUUGGCUGGGAAAGGGGAUGAAGAGGCACUCCCUUCAGUUCUUGAGGCCAUUUUGCGGAGAAAGUUGGCUGGGAAGCAUGAGGAGACGGAUGAUGAAUUGAUGGAUGAACUGAGUGUCCCUAAACCUCCUUUCUGUAUUUUUUUUAAUAUUUCCUGUAAAGCCAACUGCACUCUCUCAUUUCAUCUCUCAACGAUGCGUCUCAUAACACAAUCCCAAAUCUUAAAAUGCUUAUGCCAGGAAGCCGUCAUCCAUCGGAAAUUCCCAUUUGAUUUCCCGAAAUCCCAUUUUCUCUCCACCUCUAAUCCUGCUGCCCCUCAAUACCAUCCCAGCAAUCACAUAUUUCAUUUUCUGGGUGCCAGUAAAAACCCUAUUUUUCUUCAUUCACUUGCUAAUUCUGAUGAAAGCACUGGCUUUCACCAAAAAUCAUACGAGGCAUAUUCGUUGAAACUCCAGAACGUUUUAAAAAACCAUAGAAAUAGCAAAACAGAAGAGAUUGAGCUAGCUCUUGAUCAAUGCAAGGUUACAAUAUCUGAUGGUUUGGUCUUGGAGUUGGUUAGGCGAAACCGUUUUGAUUGGAAACUGGCUUAUGUUUUCUUCCAAUGGGUGUCUAAAACAAGUGGAAAGUCACUUGGUUUUGAUGUUUGCAAUGAAAUUCUUGACAUUCUUGGAAGAAUGCAUCGGUUUGAAGAGUUAACUAAGGUGUUUGAUAAAAUGUCUGAAAGAGGACUUAUUGAUGAAAGGACUUUUAGGAUUUUGGUUAAUAGGUAUGCUGCUGCACAUAUGGUGGAUGAUGCGAUUGGGGUUUUUCAUAGGAGGAAAGAAUUCCAAUUCAAGGAUGAUUUGGUUGCAUUUCAAGUUCUUUUAAUGUGUUUAUGUCGGUAUAAGCACGUGGAAACUGCAGAAACUUUAUAUCAAUUGAAGAGGAGAGAGUUUGGCUAUGAUUUAAAGACAAUGAAUAUUGUUCUCAAUGGAUGGUGCGUGCUGGGGAAUGUACAUGAGGCUAAAAGGUUUUGGAAGGACAUAAUUGAGUCAAAAUACAAACCAGAUCUGUUUACUUACGGAACAUUUAUAAAUGCAUUGACGAAGAAGGGAAAGUUAGGUACUGCGAUGAAGUUGUUUCGAGGAAUGUGGGAGAAGGGGUGUAAUCCUGAUGUGGUAAUUUGUAAUUGUGUCAUCGAUGCGCUGUGCUUCAAGAAGAGGAUUCCCGAGGCUUUGGAAGUGUUAAGGGAGAUGAAGGAACGUGGUUGUGCCCCAAAUGUUGCAACAUACAACUCGCUUAUCAAGCACCUAGGAAAGAUUGGGAGGAUGGAGAAGGUUUAUGAGAUCUUGGAUGAGAUGGAGGAGAAGGAAGGGUGUUCACCGAAUAAUGUAACUUUCAACUACUUGCUCAAGUUUUCCGAGAAACCGGAGGAAGUUCCUGGUGUUUUGGAAAGGAUGGAGAGAAAUGGUUGCAAUAUGUGUUGUGAUACAUACAAUUUGAUCUUGAGGUUGUAUAUGAAGUGGGAUCAUGAAGAGAAAGUUAGACAAAUGUGGGAUGAGAUCGGAAAAAGCGGAUUGGGACCAGACCGGCGAUCUUACACAAUAAUGAUUCACUGGCUGUAUGAUAAGGGAAGGGUUGAAGAUGCUUUGAGCUAUUUUAAUGAGAUGACAUCUAAAGGAAUAGUGCCAGAACCUAGGACCGAGAUUUUGGUGAAUUCCAUGAGGAACAAGUUGAAAGGGCAAGAAGGAGAAAAACAAAAGAAAGAUCUAGGGAUAAAUGGCAAAUCACCGAGGCUUAGGUCUAAAAGGUUUAAAAAGACCAAAGCUAGGUAAUGCUUCCUCUAAAAUUAUACCAUAGUUUUAGUUCUGUGCCAAUCACCGAGUCUGGUUAUCAUUCAUUAAUUUUGGUUGUAGUUAGUCGGAUGUGUUCCUUAUAAUUCUAAUUUUGAUUUCACUUA